Seriola dumerili (greater amberjack) is the source of this 3320-nucleotide messenger RNA. RefSeq names its product mannosidase alpha class 2B member 2 (gene man2b2). The transcript has 19 exons. Bases 85 to 3135 code for a protein of 1016 amino acids. Gene Ontology annotation, molecular function: carbohydrate binding; alpha-mannosidase activity. Gene Ontology annotation, biological process: mannose metabolic process. Gene Ontology annotation, cellular component: lysosome. The record is from RefSeq and is a predicted model, not a curated record. NCBI's taxonomy places the organism in Eukaryota, Metazoa, Chordata, Actinopteri, Carangiformes, Carangidae.
CACAUGUUGCAGCACAACAAUAACAAGGAAGAAGAUCUUUCUAAGAUGAUAUAACGCUUCUCCUUCUUCACCGGAUAAAAAAAGAUGAGAUUUUUAGUCGUGUUUGUUUUUUGUUGCUGCUUCUCAUAUGGAGUGACAGGCAGUGAAAAGGAGCCAAUUCAGACAUUUGUAAUUCCUCACAGUCACAUGGAUGUUGGCUGGGUGUACACUAUUCAGGAGAGUAUGCACGCUUAUGCAGCCAAUGUGUACACCAGUGUGACUGAGGAGCUGUCUAAGGCUAAAGACCGCAGGUUCAUCGCUGUGGAGCAGGAGUUCUUCCGGCUGUGGUGGGACACUGUGGCCACAAACACUCAUAAAAGACAAGUGCGACAGCUUGUAAAAGAAGGCCGACUGGAGUUCAUCAUCGGGGGCCAAGUGAUGCACGACGAGGCUGUAACUGAUCUAGAGGAUGAGAUAUUGCAAAUGACAGAGGGACACGGCUUCCUCUACGAGACGUUCGGGGUACGUCCUCAGUUCUCCUGGCACGUGGAUCCAUUUGGAGCCUCUGCCACCACGCCGGUCCUGUUUGCCCUGGCAGGUUUCAACGCCCACCUCAUCUCACGCAUUGACUAUGACCUAAAAGACACCAUGCAGAAAAAGAAGAACCUACAGUUUGUGUGGAGAAGUUCUCACUCUCUAAAGGAUAAGCAGCAGAUCUUCACUCACACUAUGGACCAGUUUAGUUAUUGCACUCCAUCCCACCUGUCAUUCUCAAACAGCUCUGGUUUCUACUGGAACGGAGUUGCUUUGUUCCCAGACCCACCUAAAAAUGGAGUCUACCCCAACAUGAGCCUGCCCGUCACUAAGGAGACAGUACACGCCUACGCCCAGACCAUGGUGGAGAACAUCAAGCAGAGGGCAGCAUGGUUUAGGACCAACCAUGUGCUCUGGCCAUGGGGCUGUGACAAACAGUUCUACAACUCAUCUGUGCAGUUCAACAACAUGGAUCCUUUAAUGAAGUACAUCAACCAGAACAGCAAAGAGUUUGGUGUGACAGUCCAGUAUGCCAGUCUAAGUGAAUACUUCCAAGCCAUCUACCAAUCAGAUCUUGUUUGGGAGAGUCGGGGCAGUGAAGAUUUUCUGCCAUAUUCCACCGAACCAUACCAGGCAUGGACAGGAUUUUAUGCCUCCAGAAAUGUUUUAAAAGGGAUGGCACGGCAAGCUAGUUCCCAGCUGCACGCAGCCGAGACUCUUUUCACACGGUAUCGAAUCAGCUUCCCCGACGGACCUGUGGCUAAAGACUGGGCCCUGGACAAGCUGAGAGCACUUCGCUGGGCUGUCUCUGAGGUGCAGCACCAUGAUGGUAUCACUGGCACAGAGUCUCCCAAGGUGGCAGACAUGUACAUGCAGCAUCUCACGCAGGCCAUGAUGGGAGUGGAGGAACUUCUCGCUGCGCUCUUUCUGCUGCCCCACCACCUUGACAUCCCCAGCAUGCUCAGCAGCCACUAUCACAGAAAAGGUGUUCAUCAGACUCUGGAGCAACAUGUCAUCGUUUACAACCCCUUAGCAUGGAACAUCACCACUAUCAUCAACGUCACAGUAACCUUCCCAAAUGCAGCCGUCUUUGAUGAUGAUGGACAGCCUGUGCUGGCACAGAUCCAGAAAUCAGCACAGUCCAAUGUCACCUAUGAUCUUUUCAUCAUGGUGGACCUGGGAGGCCUUCAGCAUAGAAAAUACUUGAUUAAGUUCUCUGGCAAGCCGUGCUCUGGGAAGUCCAAGUGUAGCUGGACUUAUGAAGCUAAAGGGGUUCUGUUUGAGAGACGCCACGUCCAGGACUGGACAAAAACAGGGAGGAGGCUUCUACCAGUUCUGAAUGAAUGUUACAAGCUCAUGUUUGACCAGGAUACCAAUCUACUGCACAGCAUCACCUAUCUUGAGGAAAAAAUGAGAGUAAGGAUGACUCAGGAUUUCUGGGAGUACCACGCAAACGGAGACGUAAAAUCAGGGCCCAUCUCUGAUAACUACAUCUUCAGCACCAACGGUUCGGCUGUGCGGGCCUACAAGUCUGUGGAAAUGGAGAUUAUCCCCGGGAAGAUUGUGUCUGAGAUCAGGCAAUACUUCUACAGAGAGGAAAGCGAUAAAGAUUACGCUUAUUCAAUCACCACGCGUGUCCCAGAAUGUUUCGGGACCAGACUGCGGUGUCAUAGGCUGGAGCAAACCUAUUCGCUGGGACCCCUCCAUCUCAACACAGAGGUCGUCCUCAGGACCAGCUCUGCCCUGAAGAACAACAGGACUCUGUACACAGAUGACAAUGGUUACCAGAUGAUGAAGAGACCACACAGGAAGUUCACUAACAACACUUUAGCAAGAAACUACUUCCCCAUGGUUCGGACAGCCUUCAUUGAGGAUGACCUCAGCAGACUGGUGCUCACCAGCGACAGAGCGCACGGUGUGUCCAGCCAAGCCAGCGGACAACUAGAGGUCAUGCUCCAUCGACGUCUUUGGAACAACUUGCCCUGGAACCUCGGCUACAACCUGACCCUCAAUGACAGCUCAGUUGUAAGGCCCACCCUGUGGAUGACGCUUGGCUCCAUCAGCACCACCUCCGCACUUUACCAGAGGGAGGCAAUAGAGCUGCAGCACAGACCUGUCAUCAUGCCUAUAGACCAACCUCAGAAGCCCUGGCUGGAAAAGGAGCCCAGAGGAAGUUCUCCUGUGCGUUCAGUCGUUUUGCCACCAAACCUCCACCUGCUCAGCCUCAGUAUCCCCGGAUGGAACUACAGCUCGAAUCAUGACGUUCACCUCAGUCACAUACACUCGGGUAAGGAUCUGCGCUCAGAGCCGGACUACGAUCGAAUCCUGGUGAGAAUCAUGCAUCUGUAUGAGGAGGGAGAACAUCCUGAGCUUUCAAAGCCAGUCACAAUAAACUUAAAGGAUGUUCUGCAGGGCAUAGGGGAAGUAAAAGUGCUGGAGGAGCGUUCUCUCACAGGAACCUGGGACAUCACCAGUCUGCAGAGGUGGAAGUGGAAGACUGCAGAUAACUUAGAAACAAAGAACAAAUGGUGUUGGAGAUGUGGAGAAGAAGCUUUCACUGUCAGCAUCUCACCCAAAGAGAUCAGGACCUUCUUCGCUCACUUAGUUUCUAAGAACUUUUAGGCUUAACUGUCUUUUGUCUUCUGUGAAGAUAGCCAAUCUUCAGAAAUGUAAUGUGACUUGCUUUUUAAAGAUGUGAUCCUUUGCUACACUGCUAAUGAAUGCUCUUCUUGCACAUUAUGUUGAUUUGUUAAGAGGCACUGAUGUGUUGAUGGGCUGUGGAUAUUCCCACUUUGAGUCCCUGUUGA